Erigeron canadensis is the source of this 2414-nucleotide messenger RNA. Its product is annotated as G-type lectin S-receptor-like serine/threonine-protein kinase LECRK1. Bases 1 to 2370 code for a protein of 789 amino acids. Lineage: Eukaryota; Viridiplantae; Streptophyta; Magnoliopsida; Asterales; Asteraceae. The record is from RefSeq and is a predicted model, not a curated record. Gene Ontology annotation, biological process: protein phosphorylation; recognition of pollen. The transcript has a single exon. Gene Ontology annotation, molecular function: ATP binding; protein serine/threonine kinase activity.
AUGGUAACUUCAUUUUCACAUACUAUGAGCUUUAUUGUCUCUAUCUUCACCAUUUUCCUCACCUUUCAAACAGUAAAAACCCAAAAUGUAACCCGAGGUUCUUCUUUGACGCCAACUGGUGCCACAACUUCAUGGUUGUCGCCAUCAGGACUAUACGCCUUUGGUUUCUAUCCACAAACACGUGGCUAUGCUGUUGGUGUAUAUAUUGCCGGAAUUCCAGAAAGAACUGUGGUCUGGACAGCCAGCCGUGACCACCUUCCAAUCUCAAAUAAUGCUACUUUACGGUUCACAAUUGAUGGAGGGCUCACCUUGGACGGAACACAGGGCCAAGAAAUCAAUAUAUAUGAUAUUAGCGGUGCUUCUUUUGCUUCCAUGCAAGAUAACGGCAACUUUGUGCUCUAUGAAGGGACAACGGUACUAUGGCAAAGCUUUGACCAUCCUACCGACACCCUUUUGACUGGGCAACGUCUUGCUAAUGGCCAAACGCUGAUUUCAAGUGUCUCUGAGGCAGACCAGUCCACAGGUGUCUUUAAGCUCAGAAUGCAAAGUGAUGGGCACCUCGUGCAAUACGCUAUGACAGGAACUCCAGAUUAUAUUGGUAGUUUUUAUUGGGGCUCUGGCACACAAGGAAAUGGACCUAAUGUGACACUAAAUCUUGAUUCGGGUGGUUUUCUCUACUUGUUGAAAAAUUCAACUUUUCUAAUUAGGAAUCUAACCCAAGGAGGUUAUCCUAGAGAUAGGGCAAUCUAUCGAAUGAAAGUUGAUGUGGAUGGGAUCUUUCGUUUGUAUUAUCAUGAUCUACGAGAUAGGGGCAAAAAUGGAUCAGUCAUAUGGGCAUCAUCGGAUAACAAGUGUGCAGGGAAGGGUCUUUGUGGUGUGAACGGGUACUGUUCCAUCAUUAAUGAUGCUGCCCGAUGUCAAUGUUUGCCCGGGUUUGAAUUUGUCAACCAGGAGUUUUGGAGCUUGGGUUGCAAAAGAAACUAUACCAUAGAAAACUGCAAGAUUACUGAUGCAGGUAAGGCUUUCCAGAUGGUGCCUUUAAAUCACGCACGAUGGGAGGAAGCCACUUAUGCUAUUCCAGAAGCAUCAACUCAAGAAGAAUGCUCACUUGCUUGUUUAAACGACUGCAACUGUGAAGUGGCCCUGUUCACAGAACGAGAAUGCAGGUUGCAGAGGCUCCCUUUAAGAUUCAUUGAAGUAGCUGAGAGUGAGUCGAAUGUUGGAUUAGUUAAAGUAUACACUUCCUCUGUAAAUAAUGGAUCGGAUACAUGUAAUCCAUCAACACGUGUUAAGAAGGUGCGGCAAUUGAAGAUCUUGGUUAUCGGUGUUUCACUCAUCUCAUUCGCCGUACUCAUUUUGCUGCUUGCUGGUGUAUUAAUCUUCUGUAGAAAUCAUGUUUUCGCAUACAAAAAAGUAUCUGUUAAUCAUAAUGUCCAAUUAUUCGAUGACAUUGGGCCGCGAACAUUUUCUUAUGGUGAAUUAGAGAGAAUAACAGAUGGUUUUAAAGAAGAGGUGGGUAGGGGAUCAUUUGGGAUAGUUUACAAAGGUAUCAUUGAAAGCUCAAAGAAGGCGGUGGCCGUGAAGAAACUAAAGAAAGAGUUUGCUCAACAAGGAGAAAGAGAGUUUCAAACGGAAACAAAAGUGAUCGGGAAAACUUAUCACCGUAACCUCGCAAGGCUGCUUGGUUAUUGCUGUGAAGGUUCCGAAAGGCUGUUGGUUUUUGAGUACAUGACGAACGGAUCACUUGCAGAUAUACUUUUUGAACCCAAAGCAAGCAAACCAAAACCAUGUUGGAUGGAGAGAAUUCAGAUGGCGGUUGAUAUUGCGCGUGGAAUCCUUUACCUGCAUGAAGAAUGUGAAAUGGCGAUAAUUCACUGUGACAUAAAGCCACAAAACAUCCUCAUGGAUGAGUAUGGAUGUGCCAAGAUUUCCGAUUUUGGAUUGGCAAAACUACUACAACAUGAUCAAACUAGAACAUCCACAUUGAUAAGAGGCACAAGGGGUUAUGUUGCGCCAGAAUGGUACAAGAAGCAACCCAUAACAGUUAAAGUGGAUGUGUAUAGUUUUGGAAUUGUCCUGUUUAGUAUUCUAUGCGGUAGGAAGAAUGUCGACAAUAGUCUUCCUGUUGAGGAAGCUAUCCUUGAAGAAUGGGUGUAUGACUGUUAUGCAUCAGGUGAAGUGUAUAAACUGGUGGAUGACGAGGAUGUAGAUAAAAAGACACUCGACCGAAUGAUCAAAAUAGGGCUUUGGUGCAUUCAAAAGGAUCCAUCCCUCCGACCCUCGAUGAAGCAAGUAGUAUUGAUGCUUGAAGGGACUGUCAAAAUCCCGGUUCCUCCCAACCCUUAUUCAUUCCUGAGUGACGUCAAUUAGUUCUUUGAUUUAGAUUUUAGAAUACCCUUAUUCAUAACUGUGAA